Messenger RNA from Hippoglossus stenolepis (Pacific halibut), 2010 nucleotides. RefSeq names its product corepressor interacting with RBPJ, CIR1 (gene cirsr). Gene Ontology annotation, cellular component: nucleus. The transcript has 10 exons. The coding region runs from base 151 to 1527 and encodes 458 amino acids. Lineage: Eukaryota; Metazoa; Chordata; Actinopteri; Pleuronectiformes; Pleuronectidae. Gene Ontology annotation, molecular function: transcription corepressor activity. Gene Ontology annotation, biological process: negative regulation of DNA-templated transcription. The record is from RefSeq and is a predicted model, not a curated record.
ACCAACGUAGAACUGACUUCACGCGGACCUGUUUGUUUACAAGCGGUGGAAGCUGCGCUAACGUCUCUGUUAGCUCAAGUUUACUCCACGUUUUUCUUCAGAUAACGUUACAGGCUUUGAUUCGCAGUCUGCGACCAUCUCCCUCCAGCCAUGGGGAAGUCGUUUGCCAAUUUCAUGUGCAAGAAAGAUUUCCACCCUGCGUCGAAGUCAAAUAUCAAGAAGGUAUGGAUAGCAGAGCAGAAACUGACUUUCGACAAGAAAAAGCAAGAAGAUCUUAUGUCGGCGUACCUGAAAGAGCAGGACACCUACAACAACAGGGUGUUGAUGGGUGAUGAUCGUGUUAAAAAUGGCCUCAAUUUCAUGUAUGAAGCUCCACCUGGAGCGUCCAAAGAGGAAACGAAAGAGGACGGAGAAGAAGAGUAUAAAUUUGAGUGGCAGAAGGGCGCUCCUCGAGAGAAAUAUGCAAAGGAUGACAUGAAUAUUAGAGAUCAGCCGUUUGGAAUCCAGGUGCGCAACGUGAGGUGCAUCAAAUGUCACAAAUGGGGCCACGUGAACACGGACAGAGAGUGUCCUCUGUAUGGACUGUCUGGUAUCAGCGCCACCUCUGUGGCCACAGAGGAGGCAGCAGGUCCGUCGAUGCACCCCUCAGAGUUAAUGGCGGAGAUGCGAAACAGUGGGUUUGCCCUGAAAAAAUGUGUCCUUGAUAGGAAUUCUACGUUUUGUGAUCCAUCACAGGAAUAUGUUGCCAGUGAUGAAGAGGAUGAUCCUGAGGUGGAAUUUCUAAAGUCAUUAUCGUCCAAGGAAAAACAGAAGCUCCUCAGAAAACUUGAUCGUCUGGAUGAGAAGAAAAAGAAAAAGAAGAGCAAAAAGCAGAAGAAGAAAAGCAAAAGAAAACAAAAGAAAAAGCAUGAAAGUAGCAGUGACUCCUCCAGCAGCAGCAGCAGCAGCAGUGAUAGUGGCUCAGAUUCAGACGACCAUGGCAAGUUGAAGAGCCAAAAGCGAAAGAAGAACAAGAAAAAAGAUUCCUGUCGGGAUAAGAGCUCCAAGAGCGAGCAACAAGUCAAGAGUCAGAGGAAGGCCUCCUCCUCUCACAGGAGCAGGUCACGGAGCCCUCACGCCGGACAGACGAGGCCUGAAGAGGAGCCGCAAAAUUACAGACAAGCGCGAACAGAGAAGGGAAGGAGUAGGAGUCGAGAUCGCAGCCCGGAAAACAAGAUCAAGUCGGAGGGAGGUCAAGAGAGACAGAGGCGCACCAGCAGGGACAGGCAGAGGCCCGGCAGCUCCAAGUCUGGUUUGGAGGAAAGUCGGAGCCGCGACAGAGGCAGGGAGGAGAGAGGUACAGACAGGCGUCGCAGCGGAGAUGGAGAGAGGAACAGAAGUGGCACAGAUGGAAGGAGAGGCAGAACAGCAGAUGGGAGGAGCAGGAGCAGGGAAGGAGGUAGAGAAAGGGGGGGCAGAGGAAGGAGUCGAAGUGGGAGCAGGGAGAGAAAAGAGAGGAGCCAAGACCGAGAUAAAAGAAAGCGCUGACUGUUGUUUUUCUAUGACUUUUCUUUUCCCCAAAACAAUAACAAUGAACAUAUAAUGUGAAAGAAUUUUUUUUUUAUCACUUCAGUAGUAUUGAGAUGUAAUGUAAAAGUAGUUUUUCAGAUUAUCAAACAGUCACUCUAUUAAAAUUCCAAUUGCAGAUAUUGUGCACGAGUCUCGUUUUCCUCCAGUAGAGGGAAGCAGUUGACAGUAAAUAUGUGGAUGCAGCUCAUUGCGCGCUGUGUUGUCUCGCGCCAUAUGAAAGGGUCUAAAUGAAUUGAUUACCAUUGGAAGCAAUUUGCAGCCGUGAUCUGUUGAUGGGAAAAUGUUGGACUCGUUUUCAUGGUCAGUUGGCCACGAGAGGGACUAUUUCUGUUGCUGCAGUUUUUAAUCCUCAUUUCAUUGUCUUUUUUGGGGGGGAAUUAUCGACACUGUAAAAACGUCUGAACACUUUUUUAUUUUGUGAUUAAAUGUGUAAUCCUCUCA